This is a messenger RNA of Helicoverpa zea (corn earworm), 417 nucleotides long. RefSeq lists its product as uncharacterized. The transcript has 2 exons. Bases 1 to 417 code for a protein of 138 amino acids. Lineage: Eukaryota; Metazoa; Arthropoda; Insecta; Lepidoptera; Noctuidae. The record is from RefSeq and is a predicted model, not a curated record.
AUGAUUUGUAUUAUAUUUGUUGUUUCUACCAUUUUUGUUUCUGCACAAUGUCAAAUCUUCGCGCCAUACCCCAGAACAGUGCCAGCCGUCAUGCCAAGCUGCCCAUGUGGCAAGCAAGCCACAUUGCCAGUCAUGAAAGUACCCUACGAAGUCCCUAUGACAGUCCCCGCCGCCGUGCCAAGAGUUGCAAAGGCACCCAUUGGGUGUCUAGAACCCACUGUGACGUCAUAUGGCACUAUUGCUGAGACUUCACUGCCUGUUGGCCUGCCAGUAGGCUUGCCAUUAGCAAAUCCGUUCCUACCAGCGGCUUCACCCGUGUCAGCUUUAGCGCCAUUUUCUCCACUGCUGCCUCCUGCAAAUACUUGCAGUAGGUGCCAGUACUUAAAAAAGAUACCUAUCCCUCCUCCUUGUAUUUAA